UACAAAUAGUUCGACUUUGAUUAACGUUAUAUUACUGUGUGAUCUUGAUAUAUAAGAAGCUAGUCAUCAUCAUCCAACUGAUUUAUUUUUAUUCCGUUAUUUCCAGAUAUUGUCCUUUCUUUUUUUUUUAUUUUUCAUAGACUUUGUAUGAACUAAAAAACCUGACCAUAGCCAUACAGCCCACCAUGAGUGAACAAACAUCUUCAGCUUUGCUUGAGCAACUUGUUUAUAUAGACACAUUUAUGAAUGGACAAGUGGAAAGUUCUACUGCUACUACUACUCCGAACUUAGAUAUUGAUGGCCAGUUGGGACUUGACUUGGCAGCAUUUGCAGACGACUCAUUUAUAUUCCCUGACGAAGAGAAACCUAAAAAGGAAAAUGACGAUGAAGAUGAUAACGAACCAGUGUCUAACGGUAACAGUCACAACAAUAACAGCUGGACCAAUCAUGAUUUCAAUAUGGUUCCUUCACACUCUUUUGACACCCAUCAUCGUAAUACUUCAAGGCACGAUCUCAUACAACAAGCACCUCGGAAUAAUCGACCUGAAAUACUAUCACAAGAUUCCGGAUUCCUUAACUUGACAGAUUUACCCAAGUUUCCAGUUCCACCAGGUGCCAAGUCAUCCUUGGUCAAUGCUGGCCUUUCGUCCAAUCAAAUUGAUUUAUUAAGUGCUCUUGUAGCGCAGCACCAAGCUAGCUUGGGAAACCUGAUUCCAGAAAUGACGGCUAGUUCGUCUAUUGCCUCAACCAUCUCAGGCUCACCUCCAAUGAAGGGUGAUUCUCCAGUUAGACAACAUUCACAAUUAUUCCUUGAAAGUAAUGGUCCUAUUGGCUAUGUUCCAAGUCCAACCACAUCCACAUAUUCCAACACUCCUGAUCCUGCUGAAUUAGAUAAACGUCGCCGCAAUACUGCUGCUAGUGCUCGUUUCCGUAUAAAGAAGAAGUUGAAGGAAAAGGAAAUGGAAGGUAAGAUCCAUAACUUGACUGAAUUGAUUAGUGAAUUGGAAAAUAAGUUACAACAAUUGGAGAUGGAGAAUAAAUUGUUGAGAAAUUUGAUUAUUGAAAAGGGAUCGCAAAAGAGCGAUGACGAAGUUAAGAUGUUACGCGAACGGGCUAAGCGCAACUAAAACUGAAAGGAACUAGUUUUCUUUUCGUUCAAUUCUUAUAACCAAAAAAAAUAAAAAUGAUUGGUCGUUUAUUACGUAUAAGUUGUAUAACAUAUAUUAUAUAUAUAGAUUUUAUGGGGAGGUAGAAAUAAAUGUAAUUAUUAUCAAACGGGCGGCGGGCUUGUAGAAACAGAUAAGAAAGGGGUUGGGAUCUUUAGUCACAAAUUACUAAUGUACCAGUCCCUCCAAAAAGAAACUAAGCAACAAAGAAUCAAGGGGUGAUAUUCAAAGAACUCCUUCGAGCAAUGGAUUUCACUUGUUUUAUUUACAUGAACCAAGAAUAAUUACACAAUAUUAUUCGUUGUUUAAAAAAAGUAAAUAGCGCAAAUUGCUGCAUUGUCAUGACAAAUGUCAAAACAGACCAUGUAACCAUAACC
Messenger RNA from Spathaspora passalidarum NRRL Y-27907, 1543 nucleotides. It is a transcript of the gene MET4, whose product is annotated as Met4p. Gene Ontology annotation, molecular function: DNA-binding transcription activator activity, RNA polymerase II-specific; RNA polymerase II transcription regulatory region sequence-specific DNA binding. Lineage: Eukaryota; Fungi; Ascomycota; Pichiomycetes; Serinales; Debaryomycetaceae. Gene Ontology annotation, cellular component: nucleus; Cbf1-Met4-Met28 complex. Gene Ontology annotation, biological process: regulation of transcription by RNA polymerase II. The transcript has a single exon. The record is from RefSeq and is a predicted model, not a curated record. The coding region runs from base 459 to 1127 and encodes 222 amino acids.